AUGAUGAAAGCGUUUUUGGAAAAAUACUUUCCCGCUUCGAAGGUUAUCAUGCUACUCAAGAAGAUAAGUGGAAUACAACAAGCACAAGAUGAAUCUUAUGCCACUUAUUAUGAGAGGUUUCAGUCUCUGAUCGCUCAGUGUCCUCAACAUCAAAUGAAGGAAGAAACCCUACUCACUUGCUUCUACGAAGGUCUCCUACCUCUGAAAUGUGAAAUGUUAGAUGCAGCUGCUGCAGGGAAAACCAUGAUUGAAAACCGCGCCAAAAAUGCCCAACAAUAUGCUGGCGUAGGUCAAUCAACUCGAAGGGUAAAUGAGGUUGUGAGUACCACAGGCCAAGGAGGAGCCUCUGCUUGUGGGGUAUGCUCUACCCAAGGACACUCUACGGAUCAAUGUCCUCAACUUAUUGAGAAUGGUGGGUGGGAGUCUGUGAACGGCAUAGGAGGAUACCAAGGGAUCCAAGGGGGUCCCCAACGUCCAAGUAAUUUCCAACGUCCUCAAGGCUUCUAUCAGAGGCCUCAGGUCCCUCAAAACUUUUCUUCUAAUUCAAAUAAUUUUUCCAAUCCUAAUUAUGAUAAGAUUAUUGAGGCACUAACCAAUUCCACUCAAGCCUUGGUUCAAGGACAACAGAAUCAUACCAAGGACAUUGCAGACCUGAAGAAGCAAAUGGGACAAGUGAUGGACUUCAUGACCAAGUUUCAUGAAAAUGGUAAGCUUCCGAGCAACACAAUUCCAAAUCCAAAGGGAGGCUUUGAAGGUCCAACCAACUGA
Messenger RNA from Rosa rugosa (rugosa rose), 768 nucleotides. RefSeq lists its product as uncharacterized. NCBI's taxonomy places the organism in Eukaryota, Viridiplantae, Streptophyta, Magnoliopsida, Rosales, Rosaceae. The transcript is spliced from 3 exons. Bases 1 to 768 code for a protein of 255 amino acids. The record is from RefSeq and is a predicted model, not a curated record.